Molecule: messenger RNA, 4216 nt
Organism: Vollenhovia emeryi
Lineage: Eukaryota; Metazoa; Arthropoda; Insecta; Hymenoptera; Formicidae
Gene: Zip99C
Product: zinc transporter ZIP13 homolog
Exons: 5
Coding region: 782-2149 (455 amino acids)
Biological process (GO): intracellular zinc ion homeostasis; zinc ion transmembrane transport
Cellular component (GO): membrane
Molecular function (GO): zinc ion transmembrane transporter activity
Source: RefSeq, a predicted model, not a curated record
ACCGUGGCGCGGCGCGCGUCAGUUGCGACGUAACGACGCACAGUGAGUCCCGCGAGUGUUCAGCAGAGAGGUCUAUCCAGUAAUCGAGCACGGAAAGGGUGCGAUAAGGAGAGCGAGAGCGAAGACGACGAGUGCGGGGGACGCGGCGCGCGUCUCCGAGAUCGUGAUCGCGCGUUAAAUCGCGACGGCGUCGGUAGUGCCUUUGUCCGCGGAUCGACACGGCGGCAUGAAAUAACGACGAGGCCGGGACGAAUCAACGAGGCAGCGGCGGCGACGUUCUGAUUCGAAGCGUCCGUACUCAGUCCUCAGUGUAGGCUAGUCGGUCGCUCGGCGGCGUCGAUCCACCACGACGAGGUCCAUCUCCAUCCAUCCCGUCCAUCCAGCAUCCGAGAGACGCGCGAAGAAACGCCAGCGUGGAGAACGCACUUUGGUUCCCGGGGACGAAACAGCUCUGACGAACGCACCUUCACCCGUCGCGCACCUGUAAUCUCGCGACUCAAAUCGUCGAUCACGUCGAUCACGUCGCGGCGAUAACAUCGUCUUCCUCGAGGGCGCGCGAGGAGGUUAUCUCCCUCCAUAGAGAACCGGGGAAUCGUCCCCGCGACUUGUCAGUCGCUCGCGCGCGUCCCAGGUUCCCGUCACGUGGCGCGGACCAGAGUCACGUUGACGUUGACGUCGGCGUCGGGCGUGCCGCUUCCUGAAUCCGGAGUCGUCCCGACUUGCCAAGAGGAUAUCUCUCUCUCUCUCUUUCUCUCUCAGCGGAGCGCACACGACAACAAACAUGGCCGCCGCGGCGUCGUACGCGUGCACCCGCAACUGCACGGACGCGGGUUACCCGGCGGGAUACUCGUGCGACGUCCUCGGGGGCGCCGACGAGUGGCUGGCCUGGCAGGGGAUCGUGGAGUACUUCUCGUACAACCCGUGGAUAUUCUCCCUGCUGGGCAGCACCAUGGUCGGCCUCACUGGCAUCUUCCCCCUGUGGCUCAUCCCCAUCCAGGACGGCGUGGACUUGAAAACCGGCGAGAACGGUGGGACUUUGAAGAUCCUUGUGAGCUUCGCCGUAGGCGCAUUGCUGGGCGAUGUUUUUCUACAUCUUCUGCCGGAAGCUUUCGAGAGCGAAUUGCAAGCAAGAGCCAAAGAUAAUCACACGUCCACGCCCGCAGGCUUGUGUGUGUUAUCCGCCUUUCUGUUCUUUGUAAUUAUCGAAAAACUCGUCGCUGCAGUAAACGAGGAAGCCCCGAUCAUUGCGGAACAGCAGGCCGAGGAAACUUCGAUUAAGGAUAUAAAUAAAGAAAAAGAGAUGGAUAAUAAUAAUUGCAUCACGAUGACGAGCACUGAGAAGAACAGUUUCCUAAAAAAGUGCAUGAAAAAUACGACCGAGGUGCAAUUCCUGGAGAAACAACCCAGUAAGAUAGAAUUUGCUCAAGUCCCAAACGGUAUCAAAGAUCUGCAAAAGAACGGUUUUAAGGAUCCUGACGUAAUGAAAUCUGCAUUAGCAAGCGAAUGCCCUAACGACGGUCCGCUGGUCGACGAGGCGAAGAGCUGCUUGAAGAAGCUUGUAAAGACUAAUGGCUUCACAUCGGCGAUUUCACGUGUUGACUCUCCAUACGUAUGCUCACUGAUCAGUAUUGUUAAUCGUUGGACUGUAUGGACCGUAUGGACAAAGAAAUUCACUUCCGAUUUGUUUCGCAAAUUUUUCAAUCCCAAAGCCUUCCCCGGAUACCUCAAUCUUUUGAUGAACUUCCUCGACAAUUUUACCCACGGUUUAUCUGUGGGUGGAUCGUUCCUAAUUUCCUUCCGUGUAGGUGUCCUCAGCACGUUCACUAUUUUGGUGCACGAAAUACCUCAUGAGGUUGGCGAUUUUGCUAUUCUAUUACGAAGCGGAUUUAGCAGAUGGGACGCUGCGCGGGCGCAGCUAAUCACAGCUGGCGGCGGCAUCGUUGGUGCUUUGGCAGCCGUCUCCUUUUCCGGUAGUUUAGAGGAAAGAACCAGUUGGAUAUUGCCAUUGACCGCAGGAGGAUUCAUACAUAUUGGUUUAGUAACCAUCCUGCCUGAUUUAUUGAAAGAAACGAAUACAAAAGAAUCUGUGAAACAACUUGGCGCUUUACUUUUGGGAGUCAUUAUCAUGGCUGCGUUAAUCUUUGUUUAGGUCAAAUAUUUCAGCAGAGAACUAGUGUGUUACGUAAAGAAUUCUGUUAUGUUAAUAUAAAUUUCAGUUACAUCUUGAUAUGUGUUACAAUACUCUACAGUUGCCAUAAAGUUAUAUAAUACUUUUUCUCUCUAUUAUUUAUUGAAAGAACACAUCCUAUCUUGUUUUAUUAUUUUGGGUGCACGAAAAGAAUUUCUUUUAAAUUCAUUAAAAUCAUUAAAGAGUUGUUAUCGUCGCUGUUCCUCCUUCCUCAAUAACCCAAAUUCCGUCUCAAGUUUAAGUAACAAGGUAAAAAUAUUUUGGGAAAUAUUUUCUAAGAAUGUUUUCGAUAUUAAAAUAUUAUCUGAGAUUAUAUUCUUUCAGUGAAUAACAUAGAGAGGAAGAGGGAUGAGAAAGAGAGAGAAAGUGAGCGAGUGAAUAAGAGCAAAAAGAGAGAGAAUUUGUGUAUUAUUUUAUCAGAAUUUAGUUACUCAUCACGUUAUAAUGACAAGAUGAUUUGAGAAAUGCUAUUGUAAAUUUUAUAUAGUUUAUGUACUAUAUACCCGCAAAAAUACACAAGUUUUAUUAUAGUUAGAGUACAAUAUUAUUUUCCAGUGUAUUACUGAUAAUGUUUUUUCUAAUAACGAGAUAAUCCAGUAUAAAUUAAAAAUGUCGUUUAAAUUGUCUAUCUAAAAUGUUGACAAUUUUUCAUAAUGAUAUCAAUGGAUAACGAUAUAAAUACAUUAGAAAGUUUAUACAUACUUUGAAUAUUUGCAUCAAAAUCUAGGAUGUGCACUUCAUAAAUAAUUUAAUACCAAUAAAGUAUGAUCAUAUGACAUUUCCAUUAAAAAAAUUGAAAAGUUGUGUUUAAAUUUAUAAUUAAAACAAAUAUAAAUAGCAAAAAGUUGCGUACAAGUUUUGUAAAAUCCAAUAUUCCAAUAUUAGAUUUAAUUCUUAACUGGUAUUGCAACCAGUAUUUGUUACUCAAAAAUGACGAAUUAUACUGCGGCAUGGAUACUAUCGGUAUUGCUGUAUGAUAAAAUUGUAUUUAUGUGCACACGCGUAUGCAUAAAUUAUAUGCAAACGCGCAGCAGAAAAUUUAUAAUAAUCAUCUUGUCAUUAAUAAUGCGAUAACGUUGCACAUAAGGCUCCGAAGAGAAAUUUACAAUAGCCGAACAAAUUAUAAAUAAUAUACAAAUUCUCUUCUCUCUUUUUUUGCUUUCCAAUUUUAUAAAUUUCGAAUUUAGAUAUACUAAUAACUUUUAUAGUAUAUUUUAUAACCUGUAAAAUCGCAUGGAGACAUAGAUUACGUUUCGACCACGUAAGAUCCAAUGAGUAAAAACUGGAUAAAGCGACAUUAAUUAUGUUCCUUUCAUCUACGUCUGUACUAAAAAAAAAUUCGUAUUAAUAGUCACAAGUAUGUAUUUUAUAUCUUGAUGCAAAUAUCUACGGUUAACAAAAUCCUCAAAAAAAGGUAUGCAUAAGUCUCUAACAUAUUUGCAUCUUCAUCGAUAUUAAGGAAAAUUGUACGGCGAUAAUAUAUUUUCAUUAAAAUAUAUAAAAAGACAUAGAAUAAUGUUUCGCAUCAAGUAUAUCCAUAAAAGGUACUACUGUGUAUCUUUCUCAGAUCGAGCUUCGCAUUUCGUUAGAUAUUUAGAUAUAUAUAUAUAACUCAGAUAAAAUUUAGAUAAAUAUAUAUAUAUAUACCUGCGGGAUAUAUAUAAACUUUGUUAAAUUUUCAAUUUGUAAAGACGAAUGCAACUCCCAGAAGGAAUUUAGCUGUUGUAAUUUUCUCUUAAUAGCCUCGUGUAUCAUGCGCAAUGUUCAUACUUUAUGAGUUGCACGAGAUAACGCAAUCCUUGUACUUAACAGGUAAAAACAAGGUAUUUCAUUCGGAAUGCAUGAUACGGGAGUGCUCUUUUCUGCACCUGUAAAUAGAGGCCCUAUUUGGGGGACUGGUUAAAAUUUAACAUCUUUUACAAAAAUAUUUUCUAUGUAUCAUAUGGUUAUAUAAAUGAAACUGUUCAUAUCUAUGUAAUCUCUAAUUCGCUAUGAUUUGUAAAUAAAAUAUACUAUUCUGCGAUUGUU